AUGGCUGAGGAGGCGCAGAAGAACAAUGUCCAGCUUGCUGCGGAACAGCUUGCCGAAGGCUUCGCAGUGCUGAGCGGAGAGUACCAAAUCCUCUUUGAUCAGCAGCGGCAGCUCGAAAGCAAGCUGUCAUGGGCCAAACAACAGUACCUUGAUCUAUUGAAACGAUUCACACCAGCGACACUAUCGCAAGACCACAUUGCUUUUCUGCAAGACCUCGAACGUGUGGGCGGUGAGCUGCCACGGGCGCACAUCAACCUGGUAGAGCAGCUGGCACAUAGCGAUGACGUUGAACGCAAGAGUCGAGCCGUGGCCAUACAAAAGGCUGAAGAAGCUGCGCUAACCUUGCGCCGGUCUAAUGGAGAGCCAGGUGUCACGAUUUGGAGCGGGCCGUCCGCAGAUAACUCCACCACCCCUUCAGAGACCCGAGCUGAAACAGUCAAAUCGCCUUUAGAGAGGGACUUCACCGUCGCCGGAACACCGAGCAAGCUAGGCUGUCCUUUUGCCUCCACGACUGGACGACGAAGUCCACUCGCUACCCCUCGCAGUUCCACUUCUAGGCUGAGUCAACGGGGCAGACGAUCACAUCGUGCAUCUUUCAACGACCCCAUUCGCGCUGAAUUCUGCGGUAAUGACGCCACAUCAGUUGCUGCCUCUGUGGCUGUGUCUGGGUCUGCUGCUGUUUGCCCAAUUCGCUUCCUGGAUCAGCACGACCCAGAGGAGGUCGCAAAAUAUUUCGAAAAACACAAACACGAGCUUCCACGAAGCCACGAGGUCUGUAUCACCCGCUUCCAGAGAAAUGCAGAGAGCAUAGAACAGCUGGACAGAAAAUAUGGCAAUUUGGUCAAUAUGAUACAGGGUCUCGGCCAGAAACACCAAGCGUGGCUCCCGGAAGAGCCUGAAGAUGUCAUCGCAGAAGAGCCUGGCAUUGCAUCCGCGGCCAGUGCUGAUGCAAAGGCAGAUGCCAAGGUUCAGAGGUGGGCUACAGCAGUGUCGGCCAGUCUGCAUGGAGGUACUCCACCGCCUGAAGAUUCUGAACCAGAAGUGCCUGACCCAGAUGAGGCACGGACUGCACACUUUGAUCGUGAUAGACCACUCAAGGAAGUCAGGGUUGGAGAGUCACCGAGCCGACCCUGGGGCAUAUCGAUACCGGCCAAAUACACCAAUGCAGACAGUUCCUCAUCCGUGGGCUCUGUGCCAACCGCCUCACCACAACUACCGACUGAGCAAGGGGAGUCUACUGGGCAAACACCGCAGAAAACUAGAAAAUGUCCAUUCGAUCAUGGUGCCAUGAUGGGCCAGGCGACCACACAACCUGAGGCUACGCCGGUAGCACCACCUACACAGCCGUCAGAGCCUAUCCCAUUGCCGACGCCGCCGCCACCAGAAGCCCAACCACCAUUACAGGCGCCGGAGUCAGCGACCAAAGCGGCUGGAACCCCCAACGUAAUCCCACAAAUGGUGUUUAAUGGACCGGUGUUUCUGGGGUACCCGCCAGAACAGCUGAUUGCAUUGUUACAAAACAGCAACCUAGGGGCCGCCAUGCGGUGA
This is a messenger RNA of Plenodomus lingam JN3, 1548 nucleotides long. RefSeq lists its product as uncharacterized. The record is from RefSeq and is a predicted model, not a curated record. Lineage: Eukaryota; Fungi; Ascomycota; Dothideomycetes; Pleosporales; Leptosphaeriaceae.